Mandrillus leucophaeus (drill) is the source of this 3395-nucleotide messenger RNA. RefSeq names its product ubiquitin specific peptidase 14 (tRNA-guanine transglycosylase) (gene USP14). NCBI's taxonomy places the organism in Eukaryota, Metazoa, Chordata, Mammalia, Primates, Cercopithecidae. Gene Ontology annotation, biological process: protein deubiquitination; proteasome-mediated ubiquitin-dependent protein catabolic process; regulation of proteasomal protein catabolic process. Gene Ontology annotation, molecular function: cysteine-type deubiquitinase activity; proteasome binding. The record is from RefSeq and is a predicted model, not a curated record. Bases 407 to 1810 code for a protein of 467 amino acids. The transcript has 17 exons.
CACCUACCCCUCUCCCGGCUGGGUUGAAGCCCUGCGUGGCGGGGGAGCGCGGUCCCCGGAUGGAUGGGGGGAGUGGAGAUGGGGAAGCCUCUCAAAGUCGUGACUCUGCAGAAUAGUUUCUGACGCUGCCCUGGUGUGCGGUGAAAGUGAGGAGACAGGCUGGUCUCGAACUCCUGACCUUGUGAUCUGCCCGCCUCAGCCUCCCAAAGUACUGGGAUUACAGGCGUGAGCCACCACUCCCAGCCCACUGAAGUCUCAGUUUCUUUAACUAUGAAAUGAGAAGUUAGGUUUGAUCCAGUGAAAGUUUAUUCAGCACCUACUGCAUGCAUGCUGCUCUUGAUUAGUUACUGUAAAAUGGGGAAAGGAGAAAUUUGAAGGUGUAGAAUUGAAUACUGAUGAACCUCCAAUGGUGUUCAAGGCUCAGCUGUUUGCGUUGACUGGAGUCCAGCCUGCCAGACAGAAAGUUAUGGUGAAAGGAGGAACUCUAAAGGAUGAUGAUUGGGGAAACAUCAAAAUAAAAAAUGGAAUGACUCUACUAAUGAUGGGGUCAGCAGAUGCUCUUCCAGAAGAACCCUCAGCCAAAACUGUCUUCGUAGAAGACAUGACGGAAGAACAGUUAGCAUCUGCUAUGGAGUUACCAUGUGGAUUGACAAACCUUGGUAACACUUGUUACAUGAAUGCCACAGUUCAGUGUAUUCGUUCUGUGCCUGAACUCAAAGAUGCCCUUAAAAGGUAUGCAGGUGCCUUAAGAGCUUCAGGGGAAAUGGCUUCAGCGCAGUAUAUUACUGCAGCCCUUAGAGAUUUGUUUGAUUCCAUGGAUAAAACUUCUUCCAGUAUUCCACCUAUUAUUCUACUGCAGUUUUUGCACAUGGCUUUCCCACAGUUUGCCGAGAAGGGUGAACAAGGACAGUAUCUUCAACAGGAUGCUAAUGAAUGUUGGAUACAAAUGAUGCGAGUAUUGCAACAGAAAUUGGAAGCCAUAGAGGAUGAUUCUGUUAAAGAGACAGACUCUUCAUCUGCAUCGGCAGCGACACCUUCUAAAAAGAAAAGUUUAAUUGAUCAGUUCUUCGGUGUUGAGUUUGAAACUACCAUGAAAUGUACAGAAUCUGAAGAAGAAGAAGUCACUAAAGGAAAGGAAAAUCAACUUCAGCUUAGCUGUUUUAUCAAUCAGGAAGUCAAGUAUCUUUUUACAGGACUUAAAUUGCGACUUCAGGAAGAAAUCACCAAACAGUCUCCAACAUUGCAAAGAAAUGCCUUGUAUAUCAAAUCUUCCAAGAUCAGCCGGCUACCUGCUUACUUGACCAUUCAGAUGGUUCGAUUUUUUUAUAAAGAGAAGGAAUCUGUGAAUGCCAAAGUUCUUAAGGAUGUUAAAUUUCCUCUUAUGUUGGAUAUGUAUGAACUGUGUACACCAGAACUUCAGGAGAAAAUGGUGUCUUUUCGAUCCAAAUUCAAGGAUCUAGAAGAUAAAAAAGUGAAUCAGCAGCCAAAUACAAGUGACAAAAAGAGUAGUCCCCAGAAAGAAGUUAAGUAUGAACCCUUUUCUUUUGCUGAUGAUAUUGGCUCCAAUAAUUGUGGAUACUAUGACUUACAAGCAGUACUAACACACCAGGGAAGGUCUAGUUCUUCAGGUCAUUAUGUAUCAUGGGUGAAAAGGAAACAAGAUGAAUGGAUUAAGUUUGAUGAUGACAAAGUCAGCAUCGUAACACCAGAAGAUAUCUUACGGCUUUCUGGUGGUGGAGACUGGCAUAUUGCUUACGUUCUACUCUAUGGGCCUCGCAGAGUUGAAAUAAUGGAAGAGGAAAGUGAAUAGUAGUCUUCAUUUUAGCUAUUUAUGCUUAGGUGUGAAAAUAAAUGUUAUUUGUUGAUCAUUUCUAUAAUCCAGAGCUUUAGAGGAAGACACAUAGGUGGUUUUAUCUGUUUCCCCUCGUUUGAAACAAAAGAGGACAGAAGCAGACCACUCUGUGCAUCAACCUAAAAAAUUACAGAAAAGAGAAAAUUAUCUUUGGAUUGUGCUGCCCUAUAUAAGGGUGGCAGAAAGACAUUUUUUAAAAGCUUAUUAUUUCUUGCAUUAUUUUUAAAAAUUCUGAGUUGAAAUGCCUUUCAACCAUUUCUUUCUGUGGUCAUUUUUCUUGCUGCCUUUUUCACCCAAGAUUCAGCAAUCAGAUGUUUAUUGCACACCUAUUACCUAUUAUUUGUUGUUCUUGCAUGGUUCGAACCACCAUUCUAUAGCCACCCAUCCUUUGCCUUAUCUAACAAACAUUUUUCCAGGAAGGUGGAAAAGGAAGUUUUGCUCUCAUUGUGUAACUCAGUGCUGCUGUCCAUCCCAUGGAAACAUGGGCACAAUCAAGUAUUUGUCCAGCCUGUUGCAGGCUUUUCAUGACUUUAAAAUAAAUUGUGAUCAGUAAUAGUACAUUUGGUUAUACAUUUAUUAUUGUGUCUCUCUCUGAUGUACUGUGGAUUGUACAUUUAACUUUGGAAUGGCUUUGUAAUAAUCCAUCUUAAGAAAAUGUUGACAAGCUCUGGUUGCUUACUUUUAGAAAAUGAGGACAUUUAAUAAUAAUAAAUAAAAAAGGGGGGAUUAAUAGCUUUUGACCUCAAGUCUUUUGUCUUCUGAGUGUUGGAGCUUGGCUGAAGAUUCAGAUAUGUUUAAUGCUGUACAGUUUCUGAAGAUGGUUAUUAACACUGUGCUGUCAAGCAUCCAUUUGAAAAUAUUUGUUAUCUUCUUUGCCUGCCUGUAUUUUACAAAGAAAUAAUACAAAGUUGUAAAAGUAAUGGAUUUCUUUGGAUGCCAAAUGCAGUGAUGUUAUCAGUCAGAUUUGUUCCUUGGCUCAGUUGGUGUUUGUAUUUCCUAAUUCCCCAAACUUUGGCUGGGCGUGGUGGCUCACGCCUCUAAUCCCAGCACUUUGGGAGGCCAAGGCAGGUGGAUCACUCGAGGCUGAGAUUGAGACCAGCCUGGCCACAUGGUGAAACCCUGUCUCUACUAAUAAUACAAAAAUUAGCCGGGCGUGGUGGUGCACACCUGUAAUCCCAGCUACUUGGGAGGCUGAGGUCGGAGAAUUGCUUGAACCCGGAAGGCAGAAGUUGCAGUGAGCUGAGAUCACACCACUGCACUGUAGCCUGGGUGACAGAGAGACUCUCUCAAAAAAAAAAAAAAAAAAAAAAUCCCCAAAUCUUAAUGUCUAUUUCAGAAUUUUAGUGAUUUUAAGGUGAUAGUAGAAAAUACCAAGCAUAUGAGGUAUUUCAAUAUGAUAGGCUUCUUACAUUUUAAUACAUUAGUUACUCAUCUUUGUUCCAGGACCCUUGGCUGAUUGCUAGGGAAAGGAUAAAGCAUAGAAUACCAGCCAGUUUGGCUCUAAUUUUGAGUUAUUUGUAAUAAAGUUUGGGGAUUAUCAUAA